AUGCAGUCUAAAAUAACUAGAAAUAAUGUCGAUAAAAUAGUUGUUCGAAAAAUUGAAAAACUCAGUUACAAGCUAAACAAUGCGGAAAAUGCGGCCAGACGUACGUUUCGUCUCUCACGAGACUCGUCAGUAGCCUGUCGAAUAAGGCUUAAGAUAACACAACUCAAUUAUUGUAACCAAGAAACUCAAAUUGAGGCCAGACGUACGUUUCGUCUCUCACGAGACUCGUCAGUAGCCUGUCGAAUAAGGCUUAAGAUAACACAACUCAAUUAUUGUAACCAAGAAACUCAAAUUGAGGUAUCGCGACCAAUAGGUAAGAACAACAUCUCGUGUUACAAGAUCCAUAAUCCAUACACCUGUACUAUCGCCGCUUCGGGCCGUCUGUUUUCGUCGAGUCCUUUUUACAGCGAGGGCAGCUAUAAAGGCUCAGGAUUGAACCCUGGGGAACACCAGAUUCAAUCUCUAAAGAAGAUGAUUCAAUACCACCGACACAAACAUAUUGCCUACGAUUACUAA
Messenger RNA from Helobdella robusta, 516 nucleotides. RefSeq lists its product as hypothetical. The record is from RefSeq and is a predicted model, not a curated record. The transcript has 5 exons. The coding region runs from base 1 to 516 and encodes 171 amino acids. NCBI's taxonomy places the organism in Eukaryota, Metazoa, Annelida, Clitellata, Rhynchobdellida, Glossiphoniidae.